Messenger RNA from Capra hircus (goat), 4155 nucleotides. RefSeq lists its product as uncharacterized. The record is from RefSeq and is a predicted model, not a curated record. Lineage: Eukaryota; Metazoa; Chordata; Mammalia; Artiodactyla; Bovidae. Gene Ontology annotation, biological process: proteolysis; DNA integration; virion assembly. Gene Ontology annotation, molecular function: aspartic-type endopeptidase activity; nucleic acid binding; zinc ion binding.
UGGCCCUUCUCCACUAGUGAUUUGUACAAUUGGAAAACCCAGACUCCCUCCUUCUCUGAAAAACUACAGGGUCUUAUUGAUCUUUUAGAGUCUAUCCUUUUUACUCACAAUCCCACUUGGGAUGAUUGUCAGCAACUGUUACAGGUGCUUUUCACUACAGAGGAGCACAAGCGGAUCCUGUCAGAAGCUCAGAAGAAUGUGCCAGGGGUGGAUGGGAGGCCCACAAUACAGCCUAACCUCAUUGAGGAGGGAUUCCCCUUGGUGCGACCCAACUGGGACUUCGAACGCGCUGAAGGUAGGGAGCAUCUCCAGAUGUACUGUCAGACUCUUAUGGCCAGCCUUAGAGCAGCCGCCAGGAAGCCAACUAAUUUGGCCAAAAUAAAUUCAGUGAGGCAGGAACCAAAUGAGAGCCCAGCAGCCUUCCUUGAAAGGAUAAUGGAAGCUUUUAGACAGUAUACCCCUAUGGACCCACAGGCAGAUGAGUCACGAGCGGCAGUUAUGUUAGCAUUUGUAAAUCAAGCAGCCCCCGAUAUUAAAAAAAAGUUACAAAAGAUAGAGAGGUUAAAUGAACAAUCCUUGCAAGAUCUAGUGAGGGCAGCUGAGAGAGUUUUUAAUCAUAGAGAGGCCCCAGAAGAGAGAGAGGACCGCAUUAGAAGAGAAGAAAGAGAAUUUAGAGCUGAAGAAAACCGUAAAAAUCAAAAAGAGCUGGCCCAGAUAUUUUUUGCUGGGGUUGAAAACAAAAACAGGUUCCAGAAAGGGAAAAAAUUGGACUCAAAAGACUGAAAAAAAAAACCGACAAGGCGUAAGCUUGAGAAAAACCAAUGUGCGUUUUGUAAAGAGUUUGGACAUUGGAAAGAUAAAUGCCCCAAGAAAAAUCUAAAAGAGGGGCCCAAGAACCCCAAGAACGAGACUCCCUCUCCAGACAGUCUUAUCUUCUACGAGGGUGAGGAUAGCGACUAGGGGGGUCAGGGCUCGAAGCCCCUCCCCGAGUCCUGGGUAACCAUAAAUGUGGAGGGAAAACCGGUUGGCUUCAUGGUGGACAUGGGAGCCCAAUACUCAGUCUUAAACCAAAAAGAUGGACCCAUGUCUAAGAAAAGUAGCUGGGUGCAGGGAGCAACCGGGACUAAGCGAUAUGGAUGGACUACAAAACGGCAUGUGAACUUGGGGGCCCACCAGGUAACCCAUUCUUUUCUGGUGAUACCUGAGUGUCCGGUGCCCUUGUUGGGAAGGGAUUUACUGUCUAAAGUAAAUGCCCAAAUUCAUUUCGACCACGGACAAGUGUCGGUUUUAGAUGGGACCGGGCAACCUCUUCAGGUCUUGUCUCUGGCAUUAAAAGAUGAAUACAGACUCUACUUGCCAGAGGCCCCAGCAACAAUAAGCCCCGAAGUACAACCAUGGGUUCAAAGAUACCCUCAGGCCUGGGCUGAAACUGCAGGAAUGGGACUAGCCAAACAGAGGCCCCCUAUCAUUGUGGAACUGAAAGCCAGUGCUUCCCCGGUGAGGGUACGACAGUAUCCCAUGAGUCAAGAGGCUCGACAAGGAAUUACUCCUCAUAUACAACGCCUCAUAGACGCUGGGGUCCUAAAAAGGUGCCAGUCCCCAUGGAACACUCCCCUGUUGCCUGUGAAAAAGCCUGGGGGAACUGAUUUUAGACCGGUUCAAGAUCUACGAGAAGUCAACAAAUGGGUGAAUGAUAUUCAUCCUAUGGUUCCUAACCCUUAUACACUGCUAAGCAACUUGCCUCCAAACUACAUUUGGUACACUGUUUUAGAUUUAAAAGAUGCCUUUUUCAGUUUGCCUCUUGCCCCCGCAAGCCAAGAGAUCUUUGCCUUCGAAUGGCAGGAAGACGGUGGUCAGACCCCUGUGCAGCUGACAUGGACUCGCUUACCACAGAGUUUCAAAAACUCGCCCACGUUAUUUAAUGAGGCCCUGGACAAAGACCUCCGUGAGUAUCGGGUUGAACACCCUACCAUUGUUUUAUUACAAUAUGUUGAUGACCUUAUGCUGGCAGCGGCUACAGAGAAAGAGUGCCAAGAGGCAACAGGUGACCUUCUCCAAACCUUGGGGACUUUAGGUUACAGGGCUAGUGCCAAAAAGGCCCAGAUUGCCAAGCAAGAGUUUACAUACCUCGGUUAUAAGAUAAAACAGUGCCAGAGGUGGCUAACACAGGCUAUAAAAGAAACCAUCCUUCAGAUCCCUGAGCCGGCUAACCCUAGACAAGUGAGAGAAUUUCUGGGAAUGGUGGGAUAUUGCCGGUUAUGGAUCUUGGGGUUUGCAAAAAAGGCCAGGCCCAAAGAAAACAAGGACUGGAAAUGGACUGAGCCAAUAAAAGAGGCCUUCCAAGAGCUCAGGCGAGCCUUGCUAGAAGCUCCUGCCCUUGCCCUCCCUGAUCCAUCUAAGCCUUUCCAAUUAUUUGUAGAUGAAAAGCGGGGGAUAGGAAAAGGGGUACUAACACAGAGAUGGGGACCAUGGAAGCGACCUGUAGCUUACCUUUCCAAGAGACUGGACCCAGUGGCAGCCGGAUGGCCACCUUGUCUCCGUAUCAUCGCGGCCACCGCGCUCUUAGUCCACAAUGCUGAUAAACUGACUUAUGGACAGAGACUCUUGGUCUACACUCUUCAUGCCAUAGAGAGAGUUUUAAAGCAACCCCCAGGUAAAUGGAUUUCUAAUGCCCGCUUGACGCACUACCAGGCCUUGCUACUUGACACCCCACCGAUUCAUUUCCAAACGCCCUGCACUCUAAAUCCGGCCACUCUUUUGCCCAAUCCAGGGGAAAAUAGCCCCCUCCAUGAUUGUGAUGAGGUCCUGACCGGGGUAACAGCAAUGCGAAAGGACUUAACCAAUACUCCACUGGAUAACAGUGAGCUAAAAUGGUUCACAGAUGGCAGCAGUUAUGUAAAAGAUGGACAGAGACGGGCGGGAGCCACAGUAGUAGAUGACUCUGGACAGACGAUAUGUGCAGAGGCCCUUCCCCUGGAUACCUCAGCACAAAAGGCAGAGUUAAUUGCCCUGAUUCAAGCAUUAGAGAGAGCCAAAGGAAAAAAAAUAACCAUUUUCACUGACAGUUGCUAUGCUUUUGGCACGGUACACAUCCAGGGCCCGAUAUAUCGGGAACGGGGGUUUUUGACAGCUGAAGGAAAAGAAAUUUAAAACUUGCCUGAAAUCCGUAGACUUUUAGAGGCUGUACAGAUGCCUCGGGCUGUGUCAAUAGUACACUUACCUGGACAUCAGAAGGGUGACAGCCCCACGGCACGAGGAAAUCGUGCCACAGACCUGGCAGCUCAAAAAAUAGCUGAUGAAGAUUUCAUCACCCCUGUGUUGGCGAUCGGACUUCCACCUCCAGGUAUGGGAACUCUGCCCCCAACCCCUGAGUAUUCAUCCACAGACCAACACUGGGAAAUAGAUUUCACCGAGGUAAGGCCAGGCAAGUAUGGUUACCGGUACUUGUUAGUGUUGGUGGAUACCUUCUCAGGGUGGGUGGAGGCUUUUCCUACAAAGGGAGAAACUGCGAUGAUAGGGGCAAAAAAGAUUUUAGAAAAAAUAGUUCCCAGGUUUGGCCUGCCAGUGACCAUCGGCUCUGAUAAUGGACCUGCUUUUGUGAGUCAAAUAGUUCAGAGCCUUGCCCUAGCCCUAGGGACUAAAUGGAAGUUACAUUGUGAAUACAGUCCACAGAGCUCAGGGCAAGUAAAAAGAAUGAAUUGGACUCUAAAAGAAACUUUAACUAAAUUGGCUAUAGAGACUGGCGGGGACUGGGUGACCCUCCUUCCCUUCGCCCUCUUCCGUGCGUGUAAUACUCCUUAUCAACUUAAUCUGACCCCAUUUGAAAUUCUGUAUGGGAGACCUCCCCCUGUAUGUCCAAUAUUUGAAGGGAAAAAACUACUGCCUCCCACGUUGGGGCAAUUCCAAGAAGCCCUGAUGGCCUUAAGCAAGGUGCACUCUCGUGUCUGGAAACUGCUCCAAGAAAUACAUGUGGGUCAAAAUAAGGGAACUAUUCCCUCACAUGACAUUGGCCCCGGAGACUGGGUAUGGGUCAAAAGGCACCAAACCAAGGCACUAGAACCCAAAUGGAAGGGUGCUUAUGUUGUUCUUCUUACCACCCCAACUGCCCUAAAGGUCAACGGUAUCGGGCCUUGGGUGCAUUGCAACCACGUACGC